CAGCUCGGAGCGCAGUUUCCUGUUGAGUUUCCCUGUUUGAGGGACAGGAACUCCCUGCUCUACUUCUCUCCCCCGCCCAUGAUAACACCAAGCGAGGAAAGACUUCACCGGCCAACGACAGACAACACUCCCACGGACCGAAAACGCUCGAGCCCGGGACGCCCGGGGGUCGCGAGGCGGAUUAAACCACCGGCUACAUGGCGCAGUAGUGGAGUGUAUUUACGCACAAGUUUCCCAACAACUCCGGCAAUAUGGCGUCCACUGUGACUCUAGAAGAUGCUCUGUCCAACGUGGACCUGUUGGAGGAGCUGCCGCUGCCGGACCAGCAGCCGUGCAUCGAGCCGCUCCCCGCCUCCCUCAUGUACCAGCCCAACUUCAACACCAACUUCGAGGACCGAAACGCUUUUGUCACCGGCAUCGCCAGAUACAUCGAGCAGGCCACCGUCCACUCCAACAUGAAUGACAUGUUGGAGGAGGGGCAGGAGUACGCUGUCAUGCUGUACACCUGGAGGAGCUGCUCCCGUGCCAUACCACAGGUGAAAUGUAACGAGCAGCCAAACAGAGUGGAGAUCUAUGAGAAGACUGUGGAGGUCCUCGAGCCAGAAGUCACCAAGCUGAUGAACUUCAUGUACUUCCAGCGUUCUGCCAUCGACCGUUUCUGUGGGGAGGUUCGCCGUCUUUGCCACACCGAACGCAGGAAGGACUUUGUCUCGGAGGCGUACCUGCUGACCCUGGGAAAGUUCAUCAACAUGUUCGCCGUGCUGGACGAGCUGAAGAACAUGAAGUGCAGCGUCAAGAAUGACCACUCUGCAUACAAACGAGCUGCUCAGUUUCUCAGGAAGAUGUCCGAACCCUCCUCCAUUCAGGAGUCUCAGAAUCUGUCCAUGUUCCUGGCAAACCACAACAAAAUCACCCAGUCGCUGCAGCAGCAGCUGGAAGUGAUCAACGGUUAUGAAGAGCUGCUGGCCGACAUCGUCAACCUGUGUGUGGAUUACUACGAGAAUAAGUUGUAUCUCACACCCAGUGAGAAACACAUGCUGCUCAAGGUUAUGGGUUUUGGCUUGUACCUUAUGGAUGGAAACAGCAGCAACAUCUACAAGUUAGACGCCAAGAAGAGGAUCAACCUCACCAAGAUCGACAAGUUUUUCAAGCAACUGCAGGUGGUGCCGCUGUUUGGCGACAUGCAGAUCGAAUUGUCCCGGUACAUCAAGACCAGCGCUCACUUUGAAGAGAACAAAUCCAAAUGGACCUGCACCUCUAUAUCCAGCAGCCCGCAGUACAACAUAUGUGAGCAGAUGAUUCAGAUCAGGGAGGAUCACAUGCGCUUCAUCUCCGAGCUCGCUCGCUAUAGCAACAGCGAGGUUGUGACCGGAUCGGGGCGUCAGGAGUCCCAGAAGACGGAUGCAGAGUACAGGAAGCUGUUCGACCUGGCCCUGCAGGGCAUGCAGCUGCUCUCCCAGUGGAGCGCUCACGUUAUGGAAGUGUACUCAUGGAAACUGGUUCACCCAACGGACAAAUACUCCAACAAGGAGUGUCCCGACAACGCCGAGGAGUACGAGAGGGCCACCCGCUACAACUACACCAGCGAGGAGAAGUUCGCCCUCGUAGAGGUGAUGGCGAUGAUAAAGGGGCUGCAGGUGCUGAUGGGACGCAUGGAGAGCGUGUUUAACCACGCCAUCCGUCACACCAUCUACUCAGCUCUGCAGGACUUUGCUCAGAUUACCCUGAGAGACCCGCUGAGGCAGGCCAUUAAGAAGAAGAAGAACGUCAUCCAGAGCGUCCUUCAGGCCAUCCGGAAAACGGUGUGUGACUGGGAGACGGGCCGGGAGCCGCACAACGACCCCGCCCUGCGAGGAGAGAAGGACCCAAAGGGGGGCUUCGACAUUAAAGUCCCCCGGCGAGCCGUGGGGCCCUCCAGCACUCAGCUCUACAUGGUGAGGACGAUGCUGGAGUCUCUCAUUGCAGACAAAAGCGGCUCGAAGAAGACCCUGCGGAGCAGCCUCGAGGGCCCCACCAUCCUGGACAUUGAAAAAUUUCACAAGGAGUCCUUCUUUUACACACAUCUGCUGAACUUCAGUGAGACUCUGCAGCAGUGCUGCGACCUGUCCCAGCUCUGGUUCAGGGAGUUCUUCCUGGAGCUCACCAUGGGCCGCCGGAUCCAGUUCCCCAUUGAGAUGUCCAUGCCGUGGAUCCUCACCGACCACAUCCUGGACACCAAGGAGGCUUCCAUGAUGGAGUACGUGUUGUAUCCCCUGGACUUGUACAACGACAGUGCACACUACGCUCUGACCAAAUUCAAGAAGCAGUUCCUCUAUGAUGAAAUAGAGGCUGAGGUCAACUUGUGUUUUGAUCAGUUUGUCUACAAGCUGGCUGAUCAGAUAUUUGCCUAUUACAAGAUACUAGCUGGAAGUCUUCUCCUCGAUAAACGCUUGAGAGCCGACUGCAAGAACCAGGGUGCCAACAUUCCCUGGCCCACUUCCAACCGAUACGAGACCCUGCUGAAGCAGCGCCAUGUCCAGCUCCUGGGCCGCUCCAUCGACCUGAACCGACUCAUCACCCAGCGCGUCUCGGCGGCGCUCCACAAAUCUCUGGAGCUCGCAAUCAACCGCUUCGAGAGCGAGGACCUCACCUCCAUAAUGGAGCUCGAAGGUCUUCUGGAGGUCAAUCGCAUGACGCACAAGCUGCUCAGUCAGUUCUUGACCCUGGACAGUUUCGACGCCAUGUUCCGCGAGGCCAACCACAACGUGUCGGCUCCGUACGGCAGGAUAACGCUGCACGUUUUCUGGGAGCUCAACUAUGACUUUCUGCCCAACUAUUGCUACAACGGUUCCACCAACAGGUUUGUGCGCACCAUCCUGCCCUUCUCUCAAGAGUUCCAGAGGGAUAAGCCCCCCAACGCUCAGCCCCAUUAUCUGUACGGGUCAAAGACCCUGAACCUGGCUUACAGCAGCACAUUCACCACCUAUAGGAACUUUCUGGGCCCGCCGCACAUUAAGGUCAUGUGCAGACUGCUGGGCUACCAGGGCAUUGCCGUGGUGAUGGAGGAGCUGCUUAAGGUCGUCAAAAGUCUGCUCCAGGGAACCAUCCUGCAGUACGUGAAGACGCUGAUGGAGGUCAUGCCCAAGAUUUGCAGACUCCCACGCCACGAGUACGGCUCCCCUGGCAUCCUGGAGUUCUUCCACCACCAGCUGAAGGACAUUGUGGAGUAUGCCGAGCUCAAGACGGUGUGCUUCCAGAACCUGAGAGAGGUGGGCAACGCCCUCCUGUUCUGCCUGCUGAGUGAGCAGAGUCUGUCUCAGGAAGAAGUGUGCGACCUGCUGCAUGCUGCGCCUUUCCAAAACAUCCUGCCGCGAGUGCAUGUCAAAGAUGGGGAACGCCUGGAUGCCAAGAUGAAGCGUCUGGAAGCGAAAUACACGGCGUUGCACAUGGUUCCUCUGAUCGAGCGCCUCGGAACACCGCAGCAAAUAGCCAUUGCGCGUGAAGGCGACCUCCUGACCAAAGAGCGGCUGUGCUGCGGCUUGUCCAUGUUCGAAGUCAUCCUGGCGCGCGUGCGCGGCUUCUUGGACGACGCCAUCUGGCGUGGCCCGUUGCCCAGCAACGGCGUGAUGCACGUGGACGAAUGUGUGGAGUUUCACCGCCUGUGGAGCGCCAUGCAGUUUGUCUACUGCAUCCCUGUGGGAGCCCACGAGUUCACAGUGGAGCAGUGCUUCGGAGACGGCCUCCACUGGGCGGGCUGCAUGAUCAUCGCCCUGCUGGGGCAGCAAAGACGAUUCGACAUCCUCGACUUCAGCUAUCACCUGCUCAAGGUGCAGAAACACGACGGCAAGGACGAGAUCAUCAAGAAUGUGCCUCUAAAGAAGAUGGUGGACAGAAUCCGCAAAUUCCAGGUCCUGAACGAUGAGAUCUUUGCCAUCCUGAAUAAAUACAUGAAGUCUGGAGACGGAGAGAACAUGCCGGUGGAACACGUCCGCUGCUUCCAGCCACCGAUCCACCAGUCGCUCGCCAGCAGCUGAGGCGCUGCUGCUCGUCCGCUCGCACUUUGGGACCACUUCUGGGUUCCAAACACUGUCAGCAUUCUCCUGUUUCCCUUUGGCCUUCAGUAGCUAAGGACUAUUAACUGCAAUAUAUGGGGCCACUUUUUGAACGUUUUAAUUUUUAUUUUUUUUUUGUUUUCACUUGUGCCUUAUAAGAAUAGAUGCCGCCCUUUUUUGAAAGAGCUAUUCUUUUGUACUUGGAGGUAGCUGUAGUUCAGGGAGGGAAAUUAGUUUUAUGAGUAUUUAAGGGUUUGCUGUGGUGGAACAUUAAAAGGGUGAACCUAUUUUUGAGAAAGGAAAAAAAUGGUAAUUUUGUACUGUCUACAUGCAUGCUCAAACAUUUUAAAGACUAAUGAGAAAUAACCCUCAUCCUUAUUAUGUUAAGCAAAUUAUUCACUGUGCCUUGUUUGAAAUCUUUUAAUCAAUUUAAUUCAAUAAAUAUGUAACAAAUGG
Molecule: messenger RNA, 4487 nt
Organism: Xiphophorus couchianus (Monterrey platyfish)
Lineage: Eukaryota; Metazoa; Chordata; Actinopteri; Cyprinodontiformes; Poeciliidae
Gene: cyfip1
Product: cytoplasmic FMR1 interacting protein 1
Exons: 31
Coding region: 252-4013 (1253 amino acids)
Biological process (GO): regulation of actin filament polymerization
Molecular function (GO): small GTPase binding
Source: RefSeq, a predicted model, not a curated record